AUGAAGGCAAACAUCCUUCUCUUCAGUUUUGCGGCAAUUAUUUCUCUCUUCUACACUGGGUACGUGCAUGUCUAAUACGUUCCAUGAAGCCUGUCCAGGCGAUAAUGAUUCCAACAUGUUUCCUUUGUAAUUUUAUAGAAUAUCUAGCAAGCGGUCAGAUUUUGCUCUUUUUAUUUUUAUGUAAUCAGUUGUCAAAGUACUCGUUUAAAUAUCAUGGGUAUGGUUGGGUAAACCACAUGGCCGCGAUGCGAAUACGAUAUGCCGACCCUUGAAAACGAAGAAAUGUGACACAUUUUAUGUCUGCCACAGUUCCCUUUGCCUUUUUGAGUUCUCAAUUAACAGCACCGUUUGUGAUAGAUAUUUCUACAAUAAAACUGCAGCUGUUAUUAGUUGUUUUUUGUCGACGGACACCCCCCAGUAUGAGUUUUAUAUGAAACAGACCUCAGUCGCUCAAUAUGUAGGUUGUAUUGGUGAAGAAAAUCCAAAAAGCAACAUAAAUUGUUCUCCCUGCCGAAAACACGUUCUCUGAAAAUACAAUAAUGCUUCAAGCAAAACCUUUAAAAUUACCAUCGAAUUGUCAUUGGUGUGUUUUCUGGGAACCAUUGCAUUUCCAUCACAGGCGUGCAGAGAUCCGCGUAAGAAUGGCGUUUCAUAAAGGCGAAAUCGUUUGAAAUAAGGCCUUUUAAUGUUACAACUGAUGAAUAACUGAAAGUGUAUGAAUGACAAGGGUGUGACAUCAGCAAUUUUGUAUUCCAGUCGUGGAGAAGAAAUUUGCUCUUGGAGCCAACGGAUCAUUCCAAGGAAUGCCACCGGGGACAUUACACUGGAGGUGCCAAUAAUGAACAAAUAUAAGGUGCGUUAACUACUUAAAAUAAUCUGUGUAUCAUGAUUUACUACGGCACGUCUCUGUUGACGUAAAUUGCAUGUCACGCUUUGCACAGCUUUUUGGCUAGUAAUUUAAUUAAAAUUGCUUGCAUAUGUUAAAGGGGGGAUAUAUUGGAAAUGAAACAUUAUGGGCAUUCGCUCGGGACAAUGGAUGGUGUUCGUACAGUGGGGGCGGCUUCGUCUGUACCAACACUACACGUACGAACAUUUUACAUCUUUACAUACCAUAACUAAUUUCCCUUGUUUGAAAAUCCCUUUGGAAUAUAUCUCGAUGUCUAUACGUUAAUAUCAGCACAUAGACUUGAAAAACGCGCUUACACUUUUUGGGUUUUUGCACCGCAUGCACUUAAUACACAAACGUCACGAUGUCCUGUAUUAAAACAAGCAAUGUCUGUGUUCGCCCUUCCCUUUAAGACGAUGGUUAUGAUGCGACGAGUCUAACUCUUUCGAACGUUGAGGAAAUCUCCUACGUCAUGCUGGAAAGCGAUUAUCCAAUAACAAUUCACAAAUCUGGGGAUAAGAGCUUCCGUACGUUUUCCUAUGUCACACCUUGAAAUAAGCCUUCUUUUUUGCAAACUGUGCACGGUUUGCCAGUGUAGAAAACAAUCAUUUCUAACCAAAUCAUUUACUUGUAGUUGGCUUCCAUGCGAAGGAGGGUACAGGGCUGGAUAUCUGCACGAAUAGAAAAUACGCUCAAAUUAAAUGGUUUUUCAAUGGCAACGAAUCGGACCUACAGGAUGUGAGUCAUGCAUGCACGUCUGCUGGUUUCAAUAAUCUGAAAACAAAUGAAAAUACUCACGUAACUAUUGUUUGCAUUAAAAGAUGAGUUGCUAUGAGGAUCAUAAGCUUGUCUGCUCGGGAUUGCGACCAGUGGGCGCAAGAAAGGAUAAAAAAUGCGGUAGGUGACCCGCCUACUCCCUUUCUUAUUCCCUAUACAUACUUAGAUGACACAUCAAAAUAAUCAUUAAUUUAGUUUCCAUAACAAAACACUGGCCAUUCGCGCACGUCCACUCUGAAUCGAAAGUGAGUAGGACAAAAUAGAUUACCUAUAAAAAAAUUUUACUUCGGCAAAAACUACUACAAUAAAAUCGAAAGCGUCGUUACGCGCAACUAAUGGAAGACGAAGAUGAGUUCCCCCGAAGAAUUUGUGCCGUUUACACAGGGCUUAGCUAAUGCUGAAGUCUCUGGUCUUUUAACUAGCGAAGCAGCAAAAGGGUCAUGAAGGCACACGUAUGCGCCUUGGAAAUCCUUAGGGUUUCUUAUUUUUGGCGUCUGUCUCACAGAUUUGAGUUUCGUAGGCGAAACUGGUAUUUGCCAAUUUGAUAUUUAAAUAAUUCACCUGUUAAGCCUCCCUGCUGACAGAUUCUCAGGUAGUUAUGCAUUCGGUAAUUCAAAAAGCACAUUCGCAUCGGACUAAUGCGAUUUUAACAAACUUUUCUUUUAUUCCAUACAAAUUCCUCCUGUUCAGUAACAACGCCAAAGAGCGGUAUUUUAUAAUGUUCUUCUGUAAUUAUUUAGGGCACACCAAAGAGGACGGUCGUAUUGAGUUCCGUUAUACUUUUUUUAAAAAGGGUGUGUCAAAAAACUUCUUCUACUGCUACACAAACAAGGAAAAGACUAGAGCGCUGACCUAUAUUAUCGACUGGAGAGGUUAGUUUGCGACAUCCCUGGUGAAUUUUAUGAGCUGUUGAAUUACCUUUUGAACAUUCUGAACGCAGCUGUUAGAAGAACACUGUAAAGUAUUAUAUAUUGAUUGUGCUAGGAACUGCAUACAGAAAAAAAACAAUGAGAGAUUUACCAACAGACGCAGUAGAACGGAUUAGUAUUACACAGCGACAGUCCUGAAACUAUCCGCGAUGUGAAGAUAAAUCCAUUCAAUAAGGAUAGAAAAAAAAGCUACUCACUUAUAAGCAAGCCAAAACGAUGACGUAUACAUAAAAUUAAGAAGAAUAUUUAUUGGUUUUAAUGCGCAUGUCAGUACUAGAUAAAAGAUUUAAUGCUCCAUUUUAACACCUAAUAAUUAAUGCAGGUUGAGAUUCAUGCUUAAAAAACAGCACAUUUUCCCACGUGUAGUCCUCAAACUUUGUCAUAUUAGUGCAUAUAUUCAGACGAUGAAAGGGUGGGGUAUAAUGCAUUCAGUCUUUAGGCAUAUGCGAAGGUUGUAAGAAAACUGAUGAGUGCUAGUGUCUAAAAAUACCGACGAAAAAACUGAAAAGGUAAUGAUAUAGUGUGAGUUGCUUACAUAAGACCAGCGAAUUGAAAAAUAAGCAAAAAAGAUUCCCGUGAAAGUUAUUAAACAAUUAAAUGAAAAACCAAAGUACAACACUUAAAGAUACGAAUGAGAUGCAAAAUACUGCGUCGAAACAAUCUCCCGUAUCACGUGGCAGUUGAUGAUUUCAUCCAAAGAAUGAUUUCCAUUUUAUAGUUUCUACUGAUUCAGCACACAAUCCAGUCAUCCCUAAAGAAAAGAUGUAUGAGACAGACAAUUCGGGGGCUGGAAGUUUAAUAGGUAUGUCCGAGCUAGAGGGCCAUUCCAAUGCUCCUCAUGCCGCAAAAGAUAAUUGCAGCUUGACAGUUUUACUGGAAGAAAAACAACUUAUUCUUUCUGUCUCUCCAACUUUAUUUCAUCUGCCACUUUGUCACAGGAAGAAGGCGCGGGCUUUUCAUGUGCUACCUUUUUAUGUAUGUACGAAGUGGUUAGAAAACAGUUUAGUGGUAGAGUUUAAAAAUGUUGUCUAAACAACUCCAUCUCGCGUUGGUUUGAAUGACUUGCCUAAAUAGGACUGUCGUUGGAAACCUACGGAAACAUCAUUGGGCAACUGAAUGCCUAAUCAAAAUUAAAUUAUUAAUGGCACGACUGGGAUGCAAUGCUUAUUACUGAGACGUGUGAUUUUGUGCUUAUACGUCUUGCAUUGUGUUGUGGCAGUUGCUGUUUUUCUUUGAAAGAAUGAUUUCCAUUUUCUAGUUUCUACUGAAUCCGCGCCCAAUCCAGUCAUCCCUAAAGAAAAGAUGUAUGAGACAGACAAUUCGGGGGCUGGAAGUUUAGUGGGUAUGUCCGAGCUAGAGGGCCAUUCCAAUGCUCCUCAUGCCGCAAAAGAUAAUUGCAGCUUGACAGUUUUACUGGAAGAAAAACAACUUAUUCUUUCUGUCUCUCCAACUUUAUUUCAUCUGCCACUUUGUCACAGGAAGAAGGCGCGGGCUUUUCAUGUGCUACCUUUUUAUGUAUGUACGAAGUGGUUAGAAAACAGUUUAGUGGUAGAGUUUAAAAAUGUUGUCUAAACAACUCCAUCUCGCGUUGGUUUGAAUGACUUGCCUAAGUAUGACUGUCGUUGGAAUCCUACGGAAACAUCAUUGGGCAACUGAAUGCCUAAUCAAAAUUAAAUUAUUAAUGGCACGACUGGGAUGCAAUGCUUAUUACUGAGACGUGUGAUUUUGUGCUUAUACGUCUUGCUUUAUAUUGUGGCAGUUGCUGUUUUUCAUCGAAAGAAUGAUUUCCAUUUUCUAGUUUCUACUGAAUCAGCGUCCAAUCCAGUCAUCCCCAAUGAGAUGCUGAAUGAGACAGAAAAUUCGGCUGCUGGAUUCGCAAUGUGUAUGUCACAUCUCUAAUGCCAUUUCUUUGCCUUUUUCCCUAAAAUUUAUUGCUGGUUUUCGGUCUUACUGAAAGAACAACAGCUUUCCCUUGGCGCCUUCCUGUAACGUUUUUUCGUUUGCAUUUCCUUCCAAGGCAUAUAUGCGUGUGCUUAAGAAACUGUUUUGCGAUAGUUUUUAUAAAUGUUGAUUUAUCACAUGCUCUUUUCCUGGUUUUGAUUGAGUUGCCUAAAUAUGUUUGCUGUAGUGUUUCUAUGAACGAUUUAUUUCCAUAUUAUAGUUUUUCCUGUAGUGCCGUCCAGUCCUGUCGCUACUACGCAGAUUUUGAAUGAGACAGUCAGUUCGGGGGCUAGGAGUUUAACGGGUUUGUAAGGGCUAGGAGCCAAGUCUAUUGCUGCUGUAGCUUUAAAAAAUUAUCCCAGAAAGGGACAGCGAAUUUCAAAACCACGAGCCAUUCCAGUCAACCGUCUUUCAGCGCUUCAUUGUUUUUAUGCUAUAUCAGACCGUGAAAGCAAGGCGUUUUGCCCCUUACGCCCCUAGGCAGAUAUGCAGGUGCUUAGGUGACUGAUCAGCGAUAGUGUCUGAAAAUUCUGACUGAACAAAUUUUUCUCGUAUUGGGUUUGAAGAAUUAACCCGAGUAUGACAAGUGAUUUGAAAUUUCAGUCCUUUAAUUCUAAGCAAAAACCAUUUGUCCAUUGAAGACCGAUAAAUGUAGGAUUUUUGACGAUAUUAAUAAAAUUAUUUUGACUGUGACACUUUAAAAAUCUGUUUUCAUCUGUAUUUCUCCUCCUAGAUGCAGCGGGUCUCAUCUUAUUUAAUCUCGGGAUGUUCCUGAUGUAA
Spirometra erinaceieuropaei is the source of this 5313-nucleotide messenger RNA. NCBI's taxonomy places the organism in Eukaryota, Metazoa, Platyhelminthes, Cestoda, Diphyllobothriidea, Diphyllobothriidae. The record is from the annotation of a GenBank genome assembly.